Globicephala melas (long-finned pilot whale) is the source of this 10046-nucleotide messenger RNA. RefSeq names its product Rho guanine nucleotide exchange factor 33 (gene ARHGEF33). Gene Ontology annotation, molecular function: guanyl-nucleotide exchange factor activity. The record is from RefSeq and is a predicted model, not a curated record. Lineage: Eukaryota; Metazoa; Chordata; Mammalia; Artiodactyla; Delphinidae.
ACACUAGUUUUCCUCAUUUAAAAGCCUAGUUAGCAUAUGACAGUCUCGUUUCCGGGGAAGUCAAACCUCUACUGCUUCUUUUUAUAACAUUUAAGUUAAUUCAGAAUCCAGAUAAGCCUUGAUCUGAGGACGAUAUAACCACAGCAAGCAACAUGGGAACCUCUAAAGAAAUCAGGAAAGCUUCACAAAACAUGGUGUGAUGUCUACAGGUGGAAACAGGCCAUGAGGUCCGGGGAAGAAGGGAUGGCCUGAUACAGGGACAAUGAAGAUGCAAUGUUGAAGAGUAAGCUGGAGGAGAGAAGCAACAGGCACCAUGGAAAAAACCAAAACAAAGCAAGGAGAGAAUGAACAUAAGCCGAUGAAUAAUCCUUCCACACAGAUUUACCAGGCUUCGAAGUACAAGUCUUCCCUGCACCUGCCUCCAGUGGGAGCCCGCCUCCAGCGGCAGGAUGGAGGGAUCAUAACCUCUCUAGAGCAGCUUCAUGAAAAAAUCAACGAGAUGAGGAACGUGUUCAACUCGCUGGAGAACAAGUUGCAGGCUCUAGCCUCUGAACUCAAAACUGGCUUCACAGAAGCAAUGCAAGAACUGUCAAGAAUUCAACAUGGAGAAUAUGCUUUGGAAGAGAAGGUUAAGAGCUGCAAAUGUUCCAUGGAAGAAAAAGUCACUGAGAUGAAGAAUUCGUUGAACUAUUUUAAGGAAGAGUUGAGUAAUGCCAUGUCAAUGAUCCAGGCCAUUACUUCCAAACAAGAAGAAAUGCAACAGAAAAUUGAACAGCUUCAACAGGAGAAGCGAAGAGAAUCUCGAAAAGUUAAAGCCAAGAAAACUCAAAAAGAAGAACAUGGCUCACAGGCCGGACCUGCUCAAGCACAAGGAAGUCCUUUCCGUUCCAUCAACAUCCCUGAACCUGUUCUUCCAAGUGAAGACUUUACAAACCUUUUGCCUUCUCAGGCCUAUGAAAAAGCUCAAGAGGCCAGAUCCAUGCAUGUAGCAGAUAGCAAUGUGAAGGGCAUGAUGGGUCCUGGAAUGAACCCAACAACUCCAGAAGCAGAAGAAAACCUUAAGACUUGCCUCUCGGCUGAUAUCCAACACAAGGGCCAUCUUCCACCUGGUGUGUGGAGGCAGCCAAAGGAUAGUAAAGAAUGGGGUGAAGAAUAUGUCACGAAAGACCACCCAGAUAAACUCAAGGAAGCUGGCCAGGGCAGACACAGCUCCUUGGAAAACAUUUUAUGUGAAACCUCUUUAGCUGCUAAAAGACAGACUGUGGCUUUGGAACUGCUUGAAUCAGAAAGAAAAUAUGUCAUUAACAUCUCUCUGAUCCUGAAGAUCAAGGCAACAUUCCAGGGGUCAGAUGGAAAGAGGAAUGCCAAAGAGAGAAGCCUCUUCCCUGGCUCUUUACGGUACCUUGUCCAGCAGCACCUGGAUUUGCUUCAUGCUCUGCAGGAAAGGGUCUUGAAGUGGCCACGCCAAGGGGUCCUUGGAGAUUUAUUCCUUAAGUUAACAAAUGAUGAGAAUAAUUUUUUGGAUUAUUAUGUUGCUUACCUGAGGGACCUGCCAGAAUGCAUCUCUUUGGUUCACGUGGUUGUUCUGAAGGAGGGUGAUGAAGAGAUUAAGUCUGACAUCUAUACACUGUUUUUUCACAUAGUUCAGCGCAUCCCUGAAUAUCUGAUACAUCUGCAGAACGUCCUGAAGUUCACAGAGCAGGAACACCCUGACUAUUACCUACUUCUUGUGUGUGUUCAACGCCUGCGAGUAUUUAUCUCACACUACACCCUGCUGUUUCAGUGCAAUGAGGAUUUGCUUAUUCAGAAACGGAAAAAACUCAAGAAGUCAUCCAUGGCGAAGCUGUACAAAGGGCUGGCUUCCCAGUGUGCAAAUGCCGGGCAAGAUGCUUCUCCCACUGCAGGCCCCGAGGCUGUCCGUGACAGUGGGAUCCACUCCGAAGAGAUGCUGCAACCCUACUCUCCUGCUCCCAGUUCUGGCCCUGCUGUCACACAUUUGAUGCCCCCAGUGAAGAAAAGCCAACAACAGCAAAGCUUGAUGGAGAGCAUGCAGCCCGGAAAGCCCAGUGACUGGGAGAUAGAGGGCAGAAAGCACGAGAGGCCUGAGAGCCUCCUGGCGCCGGGGCAGUUCUGUGCCGCCGAGCAGGACGUGAAGGCGCUCGCUGGGCCCCUGCAGGCCAUCCCGGAGAUGGACUUCGAGCCCUCUCCGGCCGAGCAGCUGGGCAACGUGGAGCGCUCCCUGCGCGCCCCGGCCGAGCUCCUGCCCGACGCCCGCGGCUACGUGCCCGCGGCCUACGACGAGUUCGAAUACGGCGGCGAGAUCUUCGCGCUGCCCGCGCCCUACGACGAGGAGCCCUUCCAGGCGCCGGCCCUCUUCGAGAACUGCUCGCCCGCCUCUUCCGAGUCCAGCCUGGACAUCUGCUUCCUGCGGCCCGUCAGCUUCGCCGUGGAGGCCGAACGGCCCGAGCACCCGCUGCAGCCCCUGCCCAAGAGCGCGACGUCUCCGGCGGGCAGCAGCAGCGCCUACAAGCUGGAGGCGGCGACGCAUGCGCACGGCAAGGCCAAGCCGCUGAGCCGCUCGCUCAAGGAGUUCCCGCGCGCGCCGCCCCCCGAGGGCGUGGCCCCGCGCCUCUACAGCACGCGCAGCAGCAGCGGCGGCCGCGCGCCGCUCAAGGCCGAGCGCGCUGCGCAGCCGCACGGCUCGGCCUCCUCCGCCCGUGGCGCGCCCAGAACCUUCUUUCCCCAACAGAGGUCCCAAAGCGAAAAGCAGACCUAUUUGGAAGUAAGGAGGGAGAUGCAUUUAGAAGACGCCACGAGAUUCUGUCCAAAGGAAGAAAGAGAAAGUGAACAAACAUCUUUCAGCGAUCAAAACCCCAGGCAAGACCAGAAAGGGGGCUUUCGCAGCUCCUUCCGCAAGCUCUUUAAAAAGAAGUCCAGUGGAUCAGAAUACAGGGAAAAAACUAAUGAGAACCCCUCAAUGGAUCCUUCACCCACCAAACAAGAUUUCUUCAGAAACCGACUUGCUCUUGCAAAUGACCUUGACCAAGGAACAGCUGUGUAAAACAUACUUACAGUUGUAUUGUCAAGUGGUAAGAUGAGGAUAAAAAGCUUGUAUAUAUCUGUGUAGGAAUAUAUAUAUAUAUAUAUAUAUUGAUGUAUAAAUCCCUGAGGAAAACUAAUAUAAAUACUUACAUAUGAAACUAUAUCAACAGACAAGACAUUGAAAAGAUGAAGAUUAGUCUGUGCUUGAGAGCUUGCUUUUUGAACAACACCUGGGAAAAGGGAAAUGAAGACUUUUCACAGCAUUACAGAAAAACACAAUAAAUUUGGAGGAAAAUAAACGUUUGUAAGAACAGAAACUUCCACCUUGAGGUCAUUCCCCCAGUAUAAUAUUGAGCAUGUUCAUAUUUAACAUGGAUGUGAAUUUUAUGCUUCCUAGGCAUUUAGUGUAUUAAUUCAUCCCAGUGUUCUCAGACUAAUAUACACUAUGUUAGGGGCCAGUUCUGUCUUGCCAUAUGUCUUUCAAAAACCCCAAGGCAAACACCUAACAUCCCUUAAGGCAAAGGAUCAGUUAAUAGAAUUGUACUUUACAUGUUGCAGAUAUGAAUUUUGUGGAAAAUUUGUGCUUAAACCAUGACACAGAAGGUUCAAAGCUUAAAGACAUAUUAAUCUCCAAAUACGAAAAGAACCUUAAGAGUAGUAUUCCUCUUGUUCUAUGGUUAUGAAAAUCAGUGCAGGGAACAGUGAUUUUUCUAGAAACUGGGAGGCCAGAGAAACAUUUUCCCUCACGUGGGUUGUGCUGCAGAUGGGAACGAAUCCAGAGUCGGUGUUUUAUUGAGUACUGAGGAUUCAAAGAUCCACCAGUGAUCCUGAGUGUCACACACACUCAUGACCAUAUGGACUGGGAAAAAGCACUGAUUUUGUCACCAACAUCAGUACUUCAAUGGCUUAUACACAGUGGUUGCUACAAACACCAAGUCGGAAUGAAAAGUCAGCGCUAGCGUUACCUUAUUCUAUUUUCCAGAAGUAAGUUGUAAAGAAAGGUCUUACAGUGCAGGCAGAGAAAUCAUUGCAAUGAGGCUUGCCUGGCUAUGGGGUCAAUAAAAUGUACUCUCUUUCCACAUAGGUAUGCCCAAGAUGGCCCACAUCCUUGACAUGCCCCAAACAUCAGAAUCGUAACAGAAAAAAAUUAGGUUGAAACAAUCUGUCUCUAUUUCUCAGCAGUUCUAAUUAGGGGCAUAGGUUACUAUUCAUUCAGAAUCUUGGUGCUCCAGCUGACUUCUCCAGAGGCUGUUCCUCUAGUGACUACUGUUUGAUAAAAUAGGGGAAGUUUCACUUGUGUUACAAGUUUUCUUCUCCUUGUCUGACGACUAAUUAGGAACCCAUCUAUUAGCAUUUGGAACAGUAGGAGUCUGGAACAGUUACAGGAUCACUGCCAACUUUUUGGAGUUUCCAAUAAUAUUUGAAGCCAAGCUUUUCAAAUUAAUGAACUCCUCUGAAAUUAGAUUUCUUUCUAUUAUCAGGCCAAAGAUGUUUUGGGGGACAGUGCUUAAAAGCAUAGUGUGAAAUUGACUGGACAUGAAAAGUGAAACAGGAGACAUAACCUCUUAAAUAAAAUGUAAAAAACAAAAUUUCUUUCCCCUUCAUAUUGUUUAUCAUAAAAAUGAUCAAUUACUGGGAUGGUUUCAAAAAUAUUCACAUACAUCCCAAAGUUUCAUUUUGAUAACACCCUUUGAAAAAUCUUGAUGCUACAUCUGUAGCACAACUCAAUUUAGUAAUAUUUUAGGAAAGUAGCCUAUAAAACUAGUAAUAAUUAAUGCUGCUACUCUCUGGGUCUCUAUCAUCUGAUAUCUGGAUUUUUUUCUGGUAGCUUUCUAACUGCCCCCAUCAAUCCCACACAUCUCUUAACAUGUGAAUAUUCCCAAAUAUUGCUUUGUGUUAAACUCUUUGACUGUUCUUAUUUGUCUGUAGUCAAAUUCCAAACUCUUUGACUUGACAUUCAAGGCUCUCUCUCUCCAGUGCAGCUCCAGGUUUUCUCUCUGGCUACCAGCUCCCUCUUUGCAGUGCUACUGAACUACUGUACCUCAGCUAAGCUGGGCUGUUACUGUUUCCUGGCAAGCCACGCACCUCGCUCAGGCUCACUCUUGCUUCAUGUCUUUACUCUGGCCUCCUUCCUCUCUGCUAAUGUUCAAGACCCAGUUUAAGCCUCCUCGUCUUUCCGUGGCCUCUAGUGGUGUAACUUGUCUAUCUUUUGAUCUGUGUCUUGUCUUCCCAACAACAAUGUAAGUCUCUGCAAGGGCAGGAGCUGUACCGUAUCUUUUGAAAUUCUUUCCACCUCUAGAAUUCUAGGUGCUUAGUAAGCAGUUGAUGCCAACAUUAAUGUUGGUGCUCUAAAAUAUAGAGGCCACAGAAAUUAAUUUCUACUCAUAAUUUGCCAAAGAGUUUCAGGGUUGUCACUUUACUUUCCUGCCUUUCAUUUUUCUUUUUUUUUUAAAGAACACUAUCAAUCGCAAAGGAAAUAAAAUACAGUUGUCUUCAGAAGCCGGUAAAGGCACCACACUGCCACUGUCACAGCAUCUAGCAUUAGAAAACAUCUCUCCAUUAAAAAUAAAAAAGUUUGCUACUCUUUUCUGUGCUGUACUGACCCAUUUCAUAAUCUUUCUAGGUAGUACUGUAAAUUGACAGAGGAGCUAGGAUAUUUAAUGAUAUUUAAUGUAAUGUUGCACUAGGGAUGAAGUCAGGGUGGGAAAGAGCUUUUGGCAAUUGAUAUAAAAUCUGUUGCCUCCAGUCCUUCCAGAGAAGGAGAGCACAGACAGCUCCUGGAAAUGUUUGAGUGAGUAAGCAGAGAGAAGCAUUCCACCAAAAGAUGAAGUGGCUAUUUCUGCACAGGCUGGCAGUGGCCACAGGUCCCUUCUGUGUUCCUGUGGGGUCUGUAUGGAACUCCAAGCAAGGAUUGUCCUGCUUUUCUGAUGCCAGAACUGGGACCUUGGAGAGCUGGGGAUUUACGGACGAACACUCUGGGGUUCCAUGUGGUGGGGUAUUUCAUCAUAUGACAUAGUUUGCUUGAAAUUACAAAGCCUCUUUCUUGCUCAGGGAAAACCCUUUGAACAGUGUUUCUAUAGCACCUCGUGUCUGUCAUAUUCUCUCACCUCCUUCAAGUCUGUACUAAUAUACUAUCUUCCCUAUGAGGGCACUUGUGAAAAUGCAGAUUCCUGGGUACUAUUUCAGUCCUACUCUACUGGAAUAUUUCAGAGCGGGGCCCAUGAAUCUGCAUUUUAAAUGCACUCAGGUGAUUCUUUGGCCCACUGAAUUUUUUGUUUUGUUUUGUUUUGUUUUGCGGUACGCGGGCCUCUCACUGUUGUGGCCUCUCCUGUUGCGGAGCACAGGCUCCAGACGCGCAGGCUCAGCGGCCAUGGCUCACGGGCCUAGCUGCUCUGCGGCAUGUGGAAUCUUCCCGGACCGGGGCACGAACCCGUGUCCCCUGCCUCGGCAGGCGGACUCUCAACCACUGCGCCACCAGGGAAGCCCGGCCCACUGAAAUUUUAAAGCCACUACUUCUUAGACCAAUAAAUUGAAUGAUUUAGUAUAUAAACCACAGCACUGAUUCUAAACAUAGAUUGAAUUUUAGGACAGAAUAAAGGAUUAUACUUACCUUGGGUUACAGAAAACUGAUAGUUCAUGAAAACCCAAAUGAUUCUUUUUGAAUUAUUUAAUUUACCAUCUGUGACCUUUACUAUUAUAUAUAGUAAGAUUUUGAUUAAAAAUAUACAUAUAUACAUGAUCAGUGUUUUUUAUAAUAAAGUAGUAAAAUUGACUAUAUAUUCUACAUAAUCAAUUGCAUGCACUUAGAAACAUGAUAAAAUGAAUGUCUUAACAUUAAGUUGUAUAAUAAGAUUAAGUCUAGUUUUCAGACUAGACUUUCUCUUGAAAUAUCACCAUAAAUAACUUUCUUCCUGAGCCUAAAACAGUAGUGCUCUGGGAACACUUGGGACUCUCAUAUCCUGAGAGCUGAUUUAAGUUAAAGACGUGCAUGCCCCACUCAGCCUGUGAGCAUCCGAAUAUCUAUGCAGAGAGGCCAGUGGAUCUCACAUGGUAGGGAGAGGUUGACAGAAAAACGGGUGAGAAAGAGUUUUUCAAAAAGGGAAACAGGUUAAAAAAAGGUUGAGAAAAUUGAUGGAGAGACACCUCUAUAUUUUAAGGGAAAAAAUUAGAAAUUGAUGUGUGACACUAAGUUUUAAACACAAGAACAUAAGGAUGUGCUGUAAGCAGUGCAGAAAAUAUUGUUUUGGAAAAUUGUCAGACAUUCAAAAUAGUCAAUAUUUUUGUACCUAAACCAAAUAACUUAUUUUCCAAAAUUUAUUGUUGCUUUCAAAGAGCUUAGUGUACAAUCUUUAAUGUUAUCAAACUUAUUAAAUAUCUAUAGAGAUGUUUUUAUUCCUUCUCCUUGCCUCAUUGCCUCCAGAGAUAGCAGCAUUCAGUGCUCUGAUUCUUAGCAAGAAGACUGAAUGUGUUGUGUUUCUUCCUCAUGUACGUAAACCUGUUCAUCUGAAGAUUGUGGGAUCUACGUGAAGGACUGCUGUGGAUCCCAUCUGUGUUUCUAAGUGUGUUGUUUCCACUUCACACUAGAUCGCAUCCCCUCUUCUCAUCAUCACAUUUUCCUUUUAAACUGGUGCAAACCCUUCAGCAUACAAACAGGCUCUUAUUUCUUUCAUUUUAAGCAAAAGAAACCUUCUCUUGAAGGUUCUAACUCUGUCGCAGUUCACGGCUUCCUUUUAUGUAAAACCUGAAAGACCAAACUGCUCCGAGUCUCUCCUCCCAUUCCUCAUUAAACUCACUCCACCCACAGCACUCCCCUUACUACUCUUGUCAAGGGCAUCAUCGGUGAUUUUCACCCUUGCUAAAUGAAUGGUCCAUUCUUAGUUGUUUUACUCCCCCAUCAAAUAGCAUUUGAGGCACUGAUCACUUCCUUCUUCGGAAAUAUCAGUAAUUUCUUCACUAGGCCUCAAGGAUGCAACAGGCUGCUGGUUUUCUCCUUCAUUCCUUCCUGGUCUACUUGUUCGGGAGUGAGGCGGCUCUCUCCUCCUUUUAAGGUUACAAAGCCCCAGGGCUCUUUGCUUAGAUCUCUUUUUUUUCCAGGCUGUACUCAUUUCUUUGGUGAUCUUAUCUGGACUGCUGGCUUUAAAAUAUGAUCUUUACAAAAGUGACUCCCAAUUUUGUAUCUUGAACCCCUAACUCUCCCCCAAACUCCAGACUCACAUCUCCAGCUGCCUCCUUGGCACCUCUCAGGUGUCUUAUAUAUUUAUUGAACUUAUCAUGUCCAAGCUUGCUUCAACCAAAUCUUCCCCACCUCCGUUAAUGGUAACUUUGUCCUUCCAGUUGCUCAGGCCGCUAAUCUGGAAGUUAUCCUUGACAAUUCUGUGAAACCCAACAUCCAGUCUAUCGGUGACCUCUUCUCACCACCUCCUCUGCUGUCACCCUGGCCGAUCUGCCUUCUAUUGGACCAGCUUCCCUAGUCCCACUCUUAACCCCUAAUUAUUCUGAACACUGCAGCCAGAGUGAUCAUGUUAAAAUGUAAAUCAGAUCACGUCACUUCUCUGCUCAAACCCUCUAAGGGCGCUAUUUCUCUCAAACAGAAGCUAAAGUCAUUAGAAGUAAUCUGGACCCAUUAAACCUCUGACGGCACCGCCUGCUCACUCAGUCAUUCCUCUCCAGACCAGUAGCUUCGCUAUUCCUCAGAUAUAUUAAGUAUAUGCUCCUGCCUCUGGGCUUUUGAAUUGACUGUUCCCUGUGACUUCACAUAUUUGUUUUCCUAGAUACUUGCAUGUCUCAUUCCUGCACCUCCUUCAAGUCUUUACUCGUAUGUCCCCUUCUCCGUGAGGCUGGCUCUCACCAUCCUGGUUAGGUUUCACUUCCCCUGCCCCUACAUUCCCAGUCACCUUGUCCUGCCUGCUUUUUUGUUCAUAGCAGUUACAACAUUCUAACAUAUAUCUAUUUGUUCUUAUUACUUAUUGUCUACAUUUCCUCACUAGAUUAUUAAUCCCACGAUAUGGAUUUUUGUCUGUUUUGUUCAUUGCUAUAUUCCUAACAUCAAAACUGUACCUGAAACAAUAAAUAUUUGUUGAAUAGUCAGAUGGGCCCUUAACAAAUGCUUAUAACUAAGGUCACUCAAAACCAAUUUAAGUGUAAACAUCAAAGGAAGCUGUAUGGUAAAGAAUCAAAUUAUGGGAACUUCAGGAUGAACCAUCAACCUCUUAAAAGAUAUCUAAAAGCAGGCAAACUCUGAAAACAUAUCCCUCAUAUCUUGUUACUAUUAAGUACUCACUCUGUGAAAGGCACUGGGUUUUAUACAUACUACCCUUUAAACCUCCCAACAGUCCCAAAGAGUAGAUCUAUUGACCUCAAAUAUUGAUGAAGAAACACAGACUCAGAUUAUUUAAAUAACUUCUCCGAAGUCACACAUCUAGUAAGUCAUGGGCCAGAAUGUGAACACAGAGAUUUGAUUCCAAAGCACCUGCUUGUUGUACUCCACCACCACAAUUUUUCCUUUUCUAGAUGAGUCAUGAAGGUACAGAAACCAGCUUCUAAAAAUGGGCUGUAGUUUUCUUCUUGCCUCCAAUAAGAAUCAAGAGCCCUAAAAUAGUAGCAUGACUAUAAACUGCUUUUUUGGAAUUGUACUCUAUCAAAGCCCUCCUUGCUACAUGCAUCUAUCUGCAAAAAGGUAGGCUCUGCUGGUGGCCGAACCCUAGAGUCUUAAGUGCCCUGAAUCUGUGAUGAGCUAGUGACUAAAAUAAGUAAAAAAACAAACCACCUGGUUAAAAUUGAAAAGAAGUGAUGUUUUAAGAGCAAAUUUGGAAUCAGGUCUGACUAAUCAAUAUUGUUAUUUUCCUAUAGCUUUUAAAUUGAUUUUCUAGAAUAUACUCAAUAAUACAUACUUGGAUUUCACAGUGGCCUACAAAUGGAAUUUGUACAAACUGAUGAUUUUGUGUCUUUAAACCAGGGGUGAAAAAAAAAAACAAAACAAUGAAUUUUGACUAGUCCUGAAAGCA